Molecule: messenger RNA, 2337 nt
Organism: Zasmidium cellare ATCC 36951
Lineage: Eukaryota; Fungi; Ascomycota; Dothideomycetes; Mycosphaerellales; Mycosphaerellaceae
Exons: 1
Coding region: 1-2337 (778 amino acids)
Source: RefSeq, a predicted model, not a curated record
AUGGACACCCGCAACGUCACCCAGCAGCGUAUACCGCCGAACACGAGCGCCGCUAUGGAUCCCACUGAAAAACUACCUCCCGACGUCGACGAGCCGCCAGACGAACGCGAUCCGCGACCACUCUGGACCCCCGGCGAACUACAGUUCGCCACGAGCAAGGUCGACCGUUCUCUGUUCAACCGCAGAGAGUCGCUUCUGACCCGACAGCUGCAUUCAGAGACUGAACACACCGAUGACGAAGACUCGCGCGCUCCACCGCGAACACUAAGCACUCAAUCGACGUGGAGCAACCCAAGUGUUGCCUCGACCGCCGAGCUCACAAGUGACGAUGGACACAGCGUCGCCAGUCCCGCCAUCAGCCCUCCUCUACCACCUACUGCCGUAAAGGUCACCAUUCCCAUCAUGGAGAAGCCACUAGCACGAGAACCACACAUUCUAGGACAAGAGGACAAAGUGCCGGAGACCGGCUCAGAGAAGUCUGUUGAGGCUGGCCUGGGACGGAAGCGAUGCAUCUCGUUUGCGUGUGGCAACAAAGACAAGAAGCCACCGACGUCUCAACCAGCACCGCAGCCUGCCAAGGUGGAGGAGCAUACAAGCUCUGCAUCGCCGCCUAAGCGGAAAUGCAUGCUCAAGUUUGUGUGCCCUUCUCGGCCAAGUGUAGAACGCAAGCCCUCGGAAAAGUCUUUGGCUGCUGGCAAACGCCCAGUGAGCCCACCACCGGAGCGAAAGGCAUCGGCUUCUGCCAAGGCGGAGGCGUUCAAGGCACAUCGCGGAUCUGAUAGCACUGUCACGCAUGCAUCCCCUCAGAACAGCCGCAAGAGCCCGGCAAUCGUCACGACAGCUCCUACUCCUACAACUACCAUCAUGGCAAGACGAAAGCUCUCCAACGACUCGGACGCCAGCACCGAAGCUACCCGAUUCCACGAAUUCGCUUCUAGCGAUGGCGAACCAGAGGAAUGGGUGCAAGAAUCAACCUGUCACCGAAGCCGCCUCACCGUUUCUGACACGCUCAAGAAGGAAAACAUUCUUCGCAAGGCUUGUGAGGAGGUAGAGGAGGAAGUAGUUGAAGAAGAAGAAGAAGAAGACGAAGAGGCUGAUUUGGAGGACGAGGAAGAUAACGAUGACGAUGAGGAGGACCAAGACGAGGAAGAAGAGUCCGACGAUGGGUUCCGAACCGACGAUGAAGAUGGCUUCGCCGAGAGUGAUUCCGAAGGCGAGGAGAGCGAUGGGGAUUGGUGGAGACCCGGCGGCAUCUCAACCGCGGCCACCUCAGUCGACCAUCUCGAACGCCUUACCCUCACUGUCGCCAAGGAUGAUCCUGCACCAUCCUCAUCCGUUGCCUCUGUCGACUCCAGCCACAUUUCGCCAAGAGCUAUCAAGGCAAAGUCUCGCCGCAAGCAUCACUCGCACGCUGUGCCUAUCAAGCCUCGCUCUGAGCCUAUGGACCUUCCGGACUCCACCGACUUCGUGUGCGGUACCUUGGACGAAGAUCGUCCAUUGGAACAAGCCUUCCUCAACCAGCUGAAAUUGAAGGAAGCGGCAAAGCACAAGGCACGGCCACAAGACAUCGACCCUACUUUCCCUACUUCUGAUCCAGAGAUGGACGAGGAGGAUGACGAGGACUUGGAGGAUUCUGAAGAGAGCGAGAGGGAGAACUUGAUGCAUGGCGAACUGGACGAGCUGGACGGCGAUCUGUCUGCCCGCCACAGGGCUGCUUCGCCUCGAACGCGUACUAGGAGCAACUCUCACCGCUCACCACCUCCACCUCGUCACAGGUCUCCAGCUCCGGCUGCCCUCAAGCGACAAGGCACUGCUCGUUCACCACCUCCGCCAGCUCGACGAGGUACUGCCCGGUCUCCUCCACCACGCAAGCUGUUUGGUCAAUCUCCCAAGAGAAGUCGGUCACCAGCACCUGUCAAGACCAUGACCUCCCCACCAAACACUCGUCGUGCUUCACCGAUCUCCUCUGCGAUCAAGAUCGACACGCACGUCCUUGCCAGCCGACCACAGUUGACGCACACUGCCUCUCUUCCUCGUGGUGGCUUCAAGCUGGGCAAGAUGAGCAAGUUCCAGGUCGACGACAGAGAAGGAUCUGACACCGAACACGCUAAUACUGGCGACGUUCCCAAGCGUGGAGCAAUCGACAUCUACAAAGGCCUUGAGAAGAAGCGCCAACGUAGAAAGGAGAAGCUCUACCAAAAGCUGUGCGCCAAGGCCGCCGCCAAAGGCGAGAAGGCGUACAAAGUCAAGCCUGGAAAGGGUGCCGAACGUAUGCGUGAACUUGGUCUCGAACUCCAGCGAUACCACGGCAAAGGAGAGCACAUACUCUCCAUGUAA